CGUUAAAUCAAGUCUUGAAGAUUUUACUUUGAGGUUACCACUCCUGGACACAUCUCUUGAGAUUACUUCUAAUGAGAAACAUUCAUGGCUUAAAUAUUAUGAGGCUGUGAAUCAAGAAUACGGAUUCUUGUCACAAAACAAAUUAGAGUUUUACGUGUUGGCGCAAUAG
This is a messenger RNA of Acaulospora morrowiae, 169 nucleotides long. Lineage: Eukaryota; Fungi; Glomeromycota; Glomeromycetes; Diversisporales; Acaulosporaceae. The record is from the annotation of a GenBank genome assembly.